Messenger RNA from Phoenix dactylifera (date palm), 1734 nucleotides. Its product is annotated as putative UDP-arabinose 4-epimerase 1. The record is from RefSeq and is a predicted model, not a curated record. Gene Ontology annotation, biological process: galactose metabolic process. Lineage: Eukaryota; Viridiplantae; Streptophyta; Magnoliopsida; Arecales; Arecaceae. Gene Ontology annotation, molecular function: UDP-glucose 4-epimerase activity.
AACCCAGCGGAAUCAAUUCCUUUGCUCUCUUUUUUUUCUCUCUCUCUCACACACACACCUCAAAAGGACCUCCGCGCCGAGGUUCCAACGCCCACCUCCCAUAUCUCCAUCUCUUCGCCCCUGUUCCCCUGUGACUCCCCAGUUCCCAGAUUUUUGUUUGGCUAAAAAUUUGCUUCACAAAGGAGAAGGAGUUUUAUCUCACGAGACGUGUUCAAUUUCAUUGGACUGAGAGACUUUGCUAGAAUGCUACCAGCCAACCGGAGCAGACCUGGGACUAGGUCUGUCAGACCUUGGUCCUUUUCAGAAAUGGACUACUCCGAUCCAAAACGCAAGCCUCAUUUUCUCAAUAAAAUUCUUGUGGCUGCUGUUCUGACAGUCAUGUGCAUACUUGUGCUGAAACAAACUCCUUGUUAUAGAGAAAUAAGCCCGUUCUCCAUCCACGAACGUGGGGUGACGCAUGUCUUAGUAACAGGAGGUGCUGGCUAUAUAGGCUCACAUGCUGCACUUCGACUAUUAAAGGACUCAUAUCGAGUGACUAUAGUGGAUAAUCUUUCUAGGGGAAAUAUUGGGGCCAUUAAGGUUCUCCAGGAACGAUUCCCAGAGCCUGGAAGACUUCAAUUUAUAUAUGCUGAUCUAGGAGAUGCAAAAGCUGUUAAACAAAUAUUUGCGGAAAAUGCAAUUGAUGCUGUUAUGCACUUUGCAGCUGUGGCUUAUGUGGGUGAAAGCACGCUAGAACCUCUUAGGUACUAUCACAAUAUAACAUCGAAUACUUUGACUGUGCUAGAAGCUAUGGCAGCCUAUGGUGUUAAAACCCUAAUUUACUCUAGUACAUGUGCAACUUAUGGAGAGCCUGAAAAGAUGCCCAUCACAGAAGAAACUCCUCAGUUUCCGAUUAACCCAUAUGGGAAGGCUAAGAAAAUGUCUGAGGACAUCAUUUUGGAUUUCUCAAAGAAAUCAAACAUGGCCGUAAUGAUUUUAAGAUAUUUCAAUGUCAUUGGAUCUGAUCCAGAGGGAAGACUAGGCGAAGCUCCCAGACCUGAAUUGCGAGAGCAUGGACGUAUUUCUGGUGCAUGCUUUGAUGCAGCUUUAGGAAUUAUUCCAGGUCUGAAGGUUAAAGGAACUGACUAUGAAACGCCUGAUGGAACCUGUAUACGAGACUAUAUUGAUGUCACUGAUCUUGUUGAUGCUCAUAUGAAAGCCCUUGACAAGGCAGAACCAAAUAAAGUUGGCAUAUACAAUGUCGGAACAGGAAAAGGUAGAUCAGUAAGAGAGUUUGUGGAAGCAUGCAAGCAAGCAACUGGGGUUGACAUUAAGGUUGAUUACCUUAGCCGCCGUCCCGGCGAUUAUGCUGAAGUUUAUAGUGACCCGUCCAAGAUAAAUCGUGAAUUGAACUGGACAGCAAAACACACAGACCUUCUGGAGAGCCUUGGUGUUGCAUGGAGAUGGCAGAAAGAACAUAGGAAUGGCUAUGGUUCGCCACGGGCUAUGGCUUCCUGAUAUGGCUCUUUGCACCAUCUUUAUUUGUAUCGAAAUUUAUAAGCUCUUCCUUGAUCUAUGGCUCUUUAGUUAGAAGAGUGGUGGUAAUGAGGCGCAUAGAAGGAUUCAUCUAUUUGGUUGUAGGAGCAGUUCAUUUAUUAUUUUUACAUAUGUAACAUGGUGGUAGGAGCUGUUCAUUUCUUAUUUUUACGUGGACAACAAAUUUAAUAAAGAUUGAAGCUGAUGGCCAUCCUCGUA